UGUGACUCAAAAACAUUUUAAAUUUUUAUGUCGUUUAUGUUAUGGUUUUAACUGUCAAUGUUAAAAUGUCAAGUGUGGUAAAUUAAGUAACUACAUAUAUCUACUUACUUUGCAAAAAGCGAAAUCCCCUAGAAAAAGCCAAAAAAAUAUAUUUUAUUUUACCUACGUUUGAAAAAAAUCGCUGUGAUUAAUCCUGUUUGACUACGUUUUAUUAGUGAAUUUAAUAAUUGCUUUGCACCAAACCAACAGAUCGAAUACCUAAUAAAUUUUUUUGUAAGUCAUACAAUGAUUUUGUUCUUUCAUGCAAGCUACUACAAUCUUGAUCUAAGACUACAGUAAGCGUAUGUGUAUAGUAAGUUUAUCAAGAAAAUAUUUCAAUUUAUCCAAAAAUUACGAUACUUCAAUGAAUACUAUGAGUGCACAACAGAGCCCGGCGAAUAUGCAGGCCGCCGUGGACAGGGAGAAGAUUUACACGUGGAUCGUGGAGCUGUGCAAUCCAGAGACUCGAGAGAACGCGCUUUUGGAGUUGAGCAAGAAGCGUGAAGUGGUACCCGAUUUAGCGCCCAUGCUCUGGCAUAGUUUUGGUACUAUUGCUGCUCUUUUGCAAGAAAUUACCAACAUCUAUGUAGCUAUGAUACCGCCGACCCUGACGGCACACCAAAGCAACCGAGUAUGUAAUGCGCUGGCAUUAAUGCAAUGUGUGGCGUCUCAUCCUGAAACAAGAUCUGCAUUCCUCCAAGCACAUGUCCCUUUGUUCCUGUAUCCCUUUCUCCAUACUGUAUCCAAAACACGCCCAUUUGAAUAUUUGAGAUUAACAAGCCUUGGAGUCAUUGGUGCUCUAGUUAAAACAGAUGAGCAAGAGGUAAUAACAUUUUUGUUGACUACAGAAAUUAUUCCACUAUGCCUACGCAUCAUGGAGAACGGAUCUGAGUUGUCCAAAACUGUAGCUACAUUCAUUCUGCAGAAGAUAUUGUUGGACGACAGCGGUCUGUGUUAUAUUUGUCAGACUUAUGACAGGUUUUCGCAUGUUGCUAUGAUUCUUGGUAAAAUGGUGUUAUCUCUUGCUAAAGAUCCAUCUGCUCGUCUCUUAAAACACGUAGUAAGGUGCUAUCUUCGGCUGUCUGACAAUCCAAGAGCUCGAGAGGCACUGCGGCAAUGUCUCCCGGACCAAUUGAGAGAUGCCACCUUCACAGCGUGUCUCCAAGAGGACAACUCGACUAAGCACUGGCUUGCCCAGCUUAUAAAGAAUUUAGAAGCUCAACCACCACCAGCCAGCCCUGCUCAGCCAAAUAUGUGAGGUUUAAUUCUGUGGAGGCCCACUGCAGACAAUUUACAAGAAGUAGUGCAAAAUUUUUCACUUUGACGAAACUUUACUUAUAGAAAUUGUUUUUGUAACUACUUUUGUGUAUGAUAUUAGGAUAAUGGAACUACAUACAAUUUGACAUAUUAUUGCAGCUGUUUAUAAGUUAAAAGGUUAAGAAAUUAAAUAAUGAAUUUGUAUACUAACAAUAAUCCUUAUAAAAAUUUAUAUAGAAAAAAUAUUUUAUAUAAAUAGGCUUAAUCUGUACAUGCUGAUACCAUGAACUUAUUCAAGCUAAUACAUAUUUUACAAUAAACUUGUGGUAUAUAAUCAUAUAAAAAUAUACAGCUUAAAAAAUCAAAUAAACAGAUUGUAAUCAACUCUUAUUUUAUAACAUUGUUAUUCUACACAAACAGUAAAUAAUUACCAAAAUAUUGUUGUAAAAAUGUAUGUAUGUACUUGCUACUAGCGACCCGCCCCGGCUUCGCACGGGUGCAAAAUUAUAAAUGUUAUACAUAAAAACCUUCCUCUUGAAUCAUUCUACCUGUUACACCCCAUCAAAAUCCGUUGCGUAAUUUUAAAGAUUUAAGCAUACAGACAAACAGACUAAAAUAGUGACUUUGUUUUAUACUAUGUAGUGAUUAUGAGAAAGGAUUUUGUGAAAUUUUGUAAGGAUUAUUGUAGUUUUCAAAGUAAUAUAUUAUAGUUUGAGUGUUAUAUUCAAAUGAAAAUGAUUGUUGAGUUCAUCAUUAAAAAAUGCAUCAAGUUAUGCCAUGUGUAACUGAAGUAGAUAUUUAUGUUCUAGUGGAUAUGAGGGUAAUGUCAAGAACUUCUACUUGUUCCGCUGGUCUUCACUGCAUUUUAUUUAUAAAAUUUAGUGAAAAUUUUCUGGAUUCAUGGUCAAAGGCAUACCCCAGACUCUUCAGAGUGGUGAGGAUAAAACGGGACUAAAGCCAGGAGGAAAAGAGUGACACUUCUGUGGAAGGCAACAUUAUACUAGAGAAAAAGCACCAGCUAUUCCAUUAAAAAAAUCUGGGGCAAGGAUCAACCUGUUCCAGAGUAGGGAUGGACCUCACCUGUUAUUAUACCCAGUUAUAAGCC
This is a messenger RNA of Amyelois transitella, 2401 nucleotides long. RefSeq names its product CCR4-NOT transcription complex subunit 9 (gene Rcd-1). The coding region runs from base 344 to 1297 and encodes 317 amino acids. Gene Ontology annotation, biological process: mRNA catabolic process; negative regulation of translation. The record is from RefSeq and is a predicted model, not a curated record. The transcript has a single exon. Gene Ontology annotation, cellular component: CCR4-NOT complex; CCR4-NOT core complex; P-body. NCBI's taxonomy places the organism in Eukaryota, Metazoa, Arthropoda, Insecta, Lepidoptera, Pyralidae.